AAACCUUAAACUUCAACUCCCAGGAAGCAUCGCGUGUCCGCUUUUCGGGCGUCUCCGCCAAGGCGCGGAGGCUCCCAGUGUGCCCCGCUCUUGUUAUUAUUCCUUUUCUGUGCUCACAGCCUUCCAGAAAAGGGCCGCUCCCGGACUACGCGUUCCAGAAUACAGUGAGGGUGGGGGUGGGGUGCUCUCUGCUUGAAGUUUGCGUUUGACGGCCUAGAUCCCGAGCGCUGUUGGCCCGGCUCUGACCUGGUUGGGUGUUUUGAGUCACCAGCGACCUCCUGACACAGCUUCAGCACUAGUUUUCACCUCUCCCUAGGCCACCUGGUGACCCCAGGACUGAUUGGGGAAUGAUUCUGAGCGAUGUCUUACUGCUGAUGACCUCACAGGGACCAGCUGACCACAGGGCUGGGCAGCGAGACAGGUGUGCCCCGUUAGAGUCUGGAUUUGAGUGGAAGGACACACGCCAAAGUCCCCUCUUUCUGCUGGGCCCAUUUUAUCGUCUCGAAACCCACCGGACUCCAGCGGCUCCACUUUGACAUGCCGAGGCCAGCUGACUGGAGCCUGGGUGUCCCCCAGAUCCCAGUAUUCAGAGCAGGCCCACUGGAGUCAGCCAGGGUGUGGCCCACGAAGACUGGCAGGUUAUGCCUCCACCUUGUUGCCCUGAAAGCCGAAGCGACAGUGAGAAGGGCUAAGAUUUGGCCAUGAGCAGCGCCCCCAGGCGCCCCGCCUCGGGCGCAGAUUCUUUGCACACGCCAGAGCCAGAGAGCCUGAGCCCCGGAACACCUGGGUUCCCUGAGCAAGAGGAGGAAGAUGAACUUCGUACCUUAGGUGUGGAGCGGUUCGAGGAGAUCCUCCAGGAAGCUGGAUCCAGAGGAGGAGAAGAGCCAGGCCGCAGCUAUGGGGAGGAAGACUUUGAAUACCACCGCCAGUCCUCCCACCAUAUCCAUCAUCCACUCUCCACCCACCUGCCUCCUGACGCCCGCCGUCGCAAGACUCCCCAGGGCCCAGGACGGAAACCUCGGAGGCGCCCUGGAGCCUCUCCCACUGGAGAGACCCCCACUAUUGAGGAAGGGGAGGAAGAUGAGGAUGAAGUCGGUGAAGCUGAAGGGUUCAGAGCUCCCCCGCAACAACCAUCUCCUGCCUCUUCACCCUCUGCAGUUCAGUUUUUUCUCCAAGAGGAUGAAGGUACAGAUAGGAAGGCAGAGAGAACCAGCCCAUCUCCCCCUACACAGACGCCCCACCAGGAAGCAGCUCCCCGGGCCAGCAAAGGGGCACAGACAGGAACUCUGGUGGAGGAGAUGGUGGCCGUGGCCAGCGGCACGGCUGGAGGUGACGACGGAGGUGCUGCAGGGCGCCCCCUGACCAAAGCCCAGCCUGGACAUCGAAGUUACAACCUUCAGGAGAGAAGGCGAAUUGGCAGUAUGACAGGGGUGGAGCAGGCCCUGCUGCCCAGGGUCCCUACUGAUGAGAGUGAGGCUCAGACGCUGGCCACAGCUGACCUCGACCUCAUGAAAAGUCACCGGUUUGAGGACGUUCCGGGGGUACGUCGACAUUUGGUGAGGAAGAAUGCCAAAGGGUCUACACAGGCUGCCCGGGAAGGCCGAGAGCCUGGCCCCACACCUCGGGCACGACCACGGGCCCCCCAUAAGCCUCAUGAGGUGUUCGUAGAGCUGAAUGAAUUGCAGUUGGACAAAAACCAGGAGCCUCAGUGGCGGGAGACAGCCCGGUGGAUAAAAUUUGAGGAGGACGUGGAAGAGGAGACUGAGCGCUGGGGCAAGCCUCACGUGGCAUCACUGUCCUUCCGCAGCCUCCUGGAGCUCCGCAGGACACUGGCCCAUGGAGCUGUGCUCUUGGACCUCGAUCAGCAGACCCUGCCUGGGGUGGCCCAUCAGGUGGUCGAGCAGAUGGUUAUCUCUGACCAGAUCAAAGCAGAGGACAGAGCCAAUGUGCUACGAGCCCUUCUGCUGAAACACAGCCACCCAAGUGAUGAGAAAGAAUUCUCCUUCCCCCGGAACAUCUCAGCGGGCUCUCUGGGCUCUCUCCUGGGGCAUCACCACGCCCAGGGGACUGAGAGUGAUCCUCACGUCACUGAGCCUCUCAUCGGUGGUGUUCCUGAGACCCGGCUGGAGGUGGAUAGAGAGCGUGAGCUGCCGCCCCCAGCCCCACCUGCAGGUAUUACCCGCUCCAAGUCCAAGCAUGAGCUGAAGCUGCUGGAGAAGAUCCCUGAGAAUGCAGAGGCCACAGUGGUCCUCGUGGGCUGUGUGGAGUUCCUCUCCCGCCCCACCAUGGCCUUUGUGCGCCUGCGGGAGGCUGUGGAACUGGAUGCAGUACUGGAGGUGCCUGUGCCUGUGCGCUUCCUCUUCCUGCUGCUGGGGCCCAGCAGCGCCAACAUGGACUACCAUGAGAUUGGCCGAUCCAUCUCCACCCUCAUGUCUGACAAGCAAUUCCACGAGGCAGCCUACCUGGCAGAUGAACGGGAUGACUUGCUGACUGCUAUCAAUGCCUUCCUGGACUGCAGUGUUGUGCUACCGCCUUCUGAAGUGCAGGGCGAGGAGCUGCUGCGUUCUGUUGCCCAUUUCCAGCGCCAGAUGCUAAAGAAGCGAGAGGAGCAGGGCCGCCUGCUGCCCCCUGGUGCUGGGCUAGAGCCCAAGUCUGCCCAAGAUAAGGCACUCCUGCAGAUGGUAGAGGUGGCAGGUGCAGCUGAAGAUGAUCCCCUUCGGAGGACAGGCCGGCCCUUUGGGGGGCUGAUCCGUGACGUGCGGCGGCGCUACCCGCACUACCUGAGUGACUUCCGAGAUGCACUAGACCCCCAGUGCCUGGCUGCUGUCAUUUUCAUCUACUUUGCCGCCCUGUCGCCUGCCAUCACUUUUGGGGGGCUACUGGGGGAGAAGACACAGGACCUGAUAGGAGUGUCAGAGCUGAUCAUGUCCACAGCGCUCCAGGGAGUGAUCUUCUGCCUGCUGGGCGCCCAGCCACUGCUGGUGAUCGGCUUCUCGGGGCCUCUGCUGGUCUUCGAGGAGGCCUUCUUCUCGUUCUGCAAGAGCAACCAGUUGGAGUACUUGGUGGGCCGAGUUUGGAUUGGCUUCUGGCUGGUGCUCCUGGCCCUGCUCAUGGUGGCUCUGGAGGGGAGCUUCCUGGUCCGCUUUGUCUCCCGAUUCACCCAGGAGAUCUUUGCCUUCCUCAUAUCACUCAUCUUCAUCUAUGAGACCUUCUAUAAGCUGAUCAAGAUCUUUCAGGAGCACCCCCUCCAUGGCUGCUCAGUCUCCAACGACUCAGAGGCAGACAGCAGCAGUAACAAUAUGACUUGGGCAGCAACCACACUGGCACCAGACAACAGCAGUGCGUCUGGGCAGGAGAGGCCCCGGGGCCAGCCUAACACUGCCUUGCUAUCACUGGUGCUGAUGGCCGGCACUUUCUUCAUCGCCUUCUUCCUGCGCAAAUUCAAGAACAGCCGGUUCUUCCCUGGCCGGAUCCGGCGGGUAAUUGGGGACUUUGGGGUGCCCAUCGCGAUCCUCAUCAUGGUGCUUGUGGAUUACAGUAUUGAGGAUACCUACACCCAGAAGCUAAGUGUGCCCAGUGGGUUCUCAGUGACAGCCCCAGACAAGCGGGGCUGGGUCAUCAACCCCCUUGGAGAGAAGACUCCUUUCCCUGUGUGGAUGAUGGUGGCCAGCCUGUUGCCUGCCGUUCUGGUGUUCAUCCUCAUCUUCAUGGAGACACAGAUCACCACGUUGAUCAUCUCCAAGAAAGAGCGGAUGCUUCAGAAGGGCUCUGGCUUCCACCUUGAUCUGUUGCUCAUUGUAGCCAUGGGUGGCAUCUGUGCCCUCUUUGGCCUGCCUUGGUUGGCUGCUGCCACUGUCCGCUCUGUCACUCAUGCCAAUGCACUCACUGUCAUGAGCAAGGCUGUGGCACCUGGUGACAAACCCAAGAUUCAGGAAGUCAAGGAGCAGCGGGUGACCGGGCUGCUGGUGGCCCUGCUUGUGGGACUCUCCAUGGUCAUUGGGGACCUACUGCGGCAGAUCCCCCUGGCUGUGCUCUUUGGCAUUUUCUUAUACAUGGGAGUUACUUCCCUUAAUGGGAUCCAAUUCUACGAGCGGUUGCACCUGCUACUCAUGCCGCCCAAACACCACCCAGAUGUUACCUAUGUCAAGAAGGUUCGGACCAUGCGGAUGCACCUGUUCACUGCCUUGCAGCUGCUCUGUCUGGCCCUGCUUUGGGCGGUCAUGUCCACAGCUGCUUCCCUGGCCUUCCCCUUCAUCCUCAUCCUCACAGUGCCUUUGCGCAUGGUGGUACUUACCCGGAUCUUCACUGAGCGAGAAAUGAAAUGUCUGGAUGCUAAUGAGGCAGAGCCAGUGUUUGAUGAGUGUGAAGGUGUGGACGAGUACAACGAGAUGCCCAUGCCUGUGUAGCUGCUGUCCAGAGGCAUAGCAGAGGGACUAAGGGGCAGGGGCUGGGGGGCUGGGGAGCUGGGGCUCCCCUCCUCCUGUCCCUCCUCAUUUUUAUUUAAGUGAAUAAUUUAAAGCCCCCUUGUCCCCACCCUGCAGUAAAGUGCUUCAACCCCAA
Molecule: messenger RNA, 4560 nt
Organism: Rattus norvegicus (Norway rat)
Lineage: Eukaryota; Metazoa; Chordata; Mammalia; Rodentia; Muridae
Gene: Slc4a2
Product: solute carrier family 4 member 2
Biological process (GO): monoatomic anion transmembrane transport; osteoclast differentiation; monoatomic anion transport
Cellular component (GO): basolateral plasma membrane; apical plasma membrane; plasma membrane
Molecular function (GO): chloride:bicarbonate antiporter activity; solute:inorganic anion antiporter activity; monoatomic anion transmembrane transporter activity
Source: RefSeq, a predicted model, not a curated record